Messenger RNA from Zingiber officinale, 1782 nucleotides. Its product is annotated as RING-H2 finger protein ATL46-like. The coding region runs from base 487 to 1647 and encodes 386 amino acids. The transcript is spliced from 2 exons. The record is from RefSeq and is a predicted model, not a curated record. NCBI's taxonomy places the organism in Eukaryota, Viridiplantae, Streptophyta, Magnoliopsida, Zingiberales, Zingiberaceae.
AAAGUUCAAACAUUGGGAUUGUUGCUAGUCAUGAUACCUCCAGUCCACCCACCCCUGCACCGUAAGUCUACUUCUUCAAAUGCUGUGGCUCCAACCCAGCAGAAACCACUAGUAUUUUGCAGUUCCACAAAGAAUUUGGGGGUUUGGAAACGCCAUCUCGUUUUUUUCGAGCCAAAGUAAAAGCUAAGUUGCAGCAGUGAUUUAAUCUCCUGAUUCUUCACCUCAAGGGCAGGUCUCGGAGUCUAAAGUCUCCCAUGCCGAAGUAGAGACCAGAGAUGAGCUCUCUAAUGGCAAAGAUUUAUUUUUUUUCCUUCUUCAGGUUCUUGGCUUGAAGUAACAAAGAGUCUCUCUCUCUCUAGUAGUGGCAUCUAAUGUAUCUUCCCCAUGGCUGCAGAAAUGUCGCAUGCAAGAAAGAGCUGAAUCGCUAAGCAUCCUUGUCCUUGAAAGUUGAAAUGCUUUGUGGUGGGAUCGAAAUCAAAGAAGGAGAUGGUAAAUUCAAUCUGCAAAUCCCUUAGAGCUCCUUGGCUCCUCUCUCCAGCUCACCACCAAUCUUCCCAUUUAGCAUCUUUUCUGAAGGAUUCAAUCCCGAUCUCACAAUCACAAACCUCGUCCACUCCAACUCCAGCUCCACCAGGCAGUAGGAUUAGCCCUGCAGUCCUCUUCAUCAUAGUCAUUCUUGCAGUGGUCUUCUUCAUCUCCGGCCUCCUUCACCUCCUGGUUCGAUAUCUCAUCAAAAAACACCCCUUUUCCACCUCCCCUGACCCUGCUCGACGCCGUUCUGGCGAAUUUCAAGGGCCUGACGCCAUCCAGCGUCAACUCCAGCAGCUGUUUGACCUCCAUGACUCGGGCCUCGACCAGGUUCUCAUCGACGCGCUGCCCGUCUUCCUCUACAAGGAGAUCGUUGGUUCGAAGGAGAUAGUCGGUUCCAAGGAACCGUUCGAUUGUGCUGUUUGCCUUUGCGAAUUUGCCCAAGAAGAAAAGCUUAGGCUUUUGCCCACCUGUAGCCAUGCUUUCCAUAUCAACUGCAUUGAUACAUGGCUUCUUUCCAACUCCACCUGCCCACUGUGCCGGGGGGCGCUCUUUCUCCCCAGUUUCUCGAUUGAAUAUCCAUUGCUCGAUUUUGAGGAUCUAAGGGAAGAGGGCGGGUUCUCGAGGGAUCUAGGGGUAGAAGGCCAUGACACGGUCUUGGAAAAGAGGGUGUUCUCAGUUCGGCUUGGCAAGUUCAAGAAUUUGUGCGCUAAUGCAAAUGGAGCAGCAAAGGAUGAGGACAGUGGAGCUCCUUCUGGUGCUGUGAGAAUGGAGGAAGGAGAGACAAGUAGUAACAAUUUAGAUGCAAGGAGAUGCUUCUCCAUGGGCUACUAUCAGUAUGUGGUUGCUGAUUCCGAUCUCGAAGUAACACUUGAUAGUACUAGAAUCAAGAAUGGUGAUCUGAGGGUGGUCAGGGGAAGAGCAGCGAACGAACAGCAUUCUACAAGCACUGAUGCAACGGAGGGAAAGAGAUUGCGUAUUGGAAGCCAAGGUGAGAGUUUCUCAGUGUCCAAGAUCUGGCAGUGGUCAAAGAAGAAUGGAAAAUUCCCAGUGUCUUCAGGAAACACUUCUCCUAACGGUGACUUGGCAUGGGUUAGCAGAAAUGCUGCAGAACAAUGAAUGCUAGAUGAUUGUAAUGCCAUCAAUGUUACUCUUCUUUUAUGAUUGCUAAUUCAAUUUUAGAAAAUAUAAAAUCUCCAAUGGUUUAAAUCAUUCUGAAAUUACUAGUGUUUCAUCUCAUUUAUUUCUUCCUUA